Messenger RNA from Canis lupus familiaris (dog), 1857 nucleotides. It is a transcript of the gene ROM1, whose product is annotated as retinal outer segment membrane protein 1. The record is from RefSeq and is a predicted model, not a curated record. Gene Ontology annotation, cellular component: membrane. NCBI's taxonomy places the organism in Eukaryota, Metazoa, Chordata, Mammalia, Carnivora, Canidae. Gene Ontology annotation, biological process: visual perception.
GAGGGGGGGCGGGACGUUGGGGGAGGCCGGGCCGCCUGGUGGUAACCCCUCCCUGUCCGGGCUUCGGGGCUCAGGACCCGGGCAGGGCCCGCUUGCUGGCCCCUGGGCCCCCUCCGGGUCUCCGCGUCCUUAGGGAUCCCCCGCCCCCGGACUCCCUGGGGUCUCCUCUGGUCCCGGCACCCGGCCCUCGGGCCCUAGGGGCAGAGCCGACCCGCCCCUCCCCACUUCCGCGAGGGGACAGGGGCGGGGUUACGAAAUGGGCACCUCGGCCCGGGGGCGGGGCCUUCCCUAAGGGGCAAGGCAAAGGCAUCUCGAAUUGGGGCUUGGCAGGGGCCAGGGCAGCGGGUUAUUAAGGCUAGGGGUGGGCGGAUUCCCAGGGUAUUGGGGUCAGGGUGGCAUUAGCCCAGCUCAAGCCAGGCUGGGCUGACUCAGCAUCCCGUCCCCACCAACCCUCGUCCCCGACAACUCUGCUUCCCCUUGGGCAGAGAUGGGAGAUGGCGCCGGUGUUGCCCUUGGUGCUGCCCCUGCAGCCCCGCAUCCGUCUGGCACAGGGGCUCUGGCUCCUCUCCUGGCUGCUGGCGUUGGCGGGUGGCCUCACCCUUCUCUGUAGCGGGCACCUCCUGGUUCAGCUGUGGCACCUCAGCACCUUCUUGGCUCCCUCCUGCCCAUUUGCCGCCCUGCCCCAGGUUGCCCUGGCAGCCGGCACGGUGGCUCUGGGCACAGGCCUGGUGGGUGCAGGAGCCAGCAGGGCCAGUCUGGAUGCAGCUCAAUACCCUCCGUGGAGAAAGGUCCUCGGCCCGCUGCUGGUGGCCGGCACAGCUGCAGGCGGAGGUCUUCUGGUCUUCGCCCUGGGGCUGACCCUGGCUUUACCUGGGAGUCUGGACACUGGGCUGGAGGAGGGCCUGGGGACUGCCUUGGCUCACUAUAAAGACACAGAAGUGCCCGGACACUGUCAUGCCAAACGGCUGUUGGAUGAGCUCCAGCUGAGGCACCACUGCUGUGGGCGGCACGGAUACAAGGAUUGGUUUGGGGUCCAGUGGGUCAGCAGCCGUUACUUGGAUCCCAGUGACCAGGACGUGGUUGAUCGGAUCCAGAGCAACGUGGAAGGCCUAUAUCUGAUCGACGGUGUCCCUUUUUCCUGCUGCAACCCCCACUCGCCCAGACCUUGCCUGCAAAGCCGGCUCUCAGACCCCCACGCACACCCUCUCUUUGAUCCCCGUCAGCCCAACCUAAACCUCUGGACACAAGGAUGCCACGCAGCACUGCUGGGGCACCUGCAGAGCUUGGCGAGCACACUGGGCAGCACGCUGACUGUCACCUUCAUGUUGCAGAUUCUGGUGCUCCUGGGCCUGCGGUACCUCCAGACGGCACUGGAGGGGCUUGGAGGAGUCAUCGAUGGGGAGGGAGAGGCCCAGGGCUAUCUCUUUCCCAGUGGGCUGAAAGACAUGCUGAAAACAGCAUGGCUACAGGCGGGGGUUGCUCACAGGCCAGCACCUGAGGAGGCCCCAGCAGAAGAGGCACCUCCUAAGGAGGGUCUACCUGAGGCCUAGUGGCCUGAAGCUUGGGAAGUGGGGGGGGGGGGGGGGUCUGGGCAGGGGGGAGGGGAGGGAUGGACAGGAAUGAAAACCUCACAACUCUGUACCAAGGCUCCAGAUGGGGGAGUCCCUGCGAUUAGGGGGGUUAAGGAUAGUCAGGGAGCUGGACUGGUAGCAGCAAGAGAACUAGGUGUCCGGGGCCUAGCCCCUGUGGCCAGAACCACCGGACAACCAGAAAGCACACGGGGUGAUGGGAGAGCAACGUGGGGAGAGCUGGAGACUGCUCCUGGCACACAGACUCAAUAAAGCUUUUGGACUGAAA